AUGGCCGGGAAUGCUACGAAGAAACAAGUAAAGGCAAACAGAUCUGUUCUUAACCAGCUGUACUACGUCACGGUCCCGCUGACUACUCUUGCACUGUACCGCUCGUGGCCGCACUAUAUCAGGUUCUUCCUGUACCAUGUACCAUUUGCAGUGGCCGUGUUUGUGCUGGACAAGUUUGGUAGGCCGAAAUACGACUCUGCGGGACAAUUGACUAGUGAGGGUGUCGAUCUGAGACAGAGCGGCGGUGUUGUCGAGUACUUGUUUGAUGCGGUGUACUUGACGUGGUUUGGAGAUUUGGGGAAAGUCUUGUUCAACACGGGCAAAUUUUGGCUCCUGUGGUGGGGGGUACCCAUUUACCUAGGUGUCAAACUGUUUGCAUUGAAACAAAAAUUUAUGCCCUCUAUGCCAAGGGCUGGCGGGUCUCAAAACUCAACUAACGAACAACAAACAAAGUCAAAGAGACAGUUGAAGAGGGAGAAAAGAGAAAACAAGGGGAAGAGGUAA
Huiozyma naganishii CBS 8797 is the source of this 504-nucleotide messenger RNA. RefSeq names its product Snd2p (gene SND2). The record is from RefSeq and is a predicted model, not a curated record. Gene Ontology annotation, cellular component: intracellular membrane-bounded organelle. Lineage: Eukaryota; Fungi; Ascomycota; Saccharomycetes; Saccharomycetales; Saccharomycetaceae. The transcript has a single exon. Gene Ontology annotation, biological process: vacuolar protein processing. Bases 1 to 504 code for a protein of 167 amino acids.